CAUAAAGGCGCCGCGGCUUGCGAGGCCAAGCAGCCUCUGGGGCCAAGCGGACUCCGGGUUUGAGCAAGCCAUGGCUCCGUCUGUGCGCGUCGCGCUGCUUCUGCUGGCCACGCUGGCCCUGGCCGUGACCGUGAGAGCACAGGCCAACAGCUCCGGCAGGUCGCAGCGCCUGCUGGGCGGCCUCACAGACGCCGAUGUCAACGAGGAGGGCGUGCAGCGCGCGCUGGACUUCGCCCUCAGCGAGUACAAUAAGGCGAGCAACGACAAGUACCACAGCCGCGUGAUUGAGGUGGUGCGUGCCCGCAAGCAGGUUGUGGCCGGAGUGAACUACUACUUGGAUGUGCUGAUCGGACGGACCAGAUGUACUAAGUCUCAGCCCAACCUGGCCACCUGUCCCUUCCAUGGCUCGGGGCAGCUCAGUAAGAAAACCCACUGCUCUUUCCAGAUAUACACUGUUCCUUGGCUGGGCACUACCUCCCUAACGAAGUCCAGCUGCAGAGAGGCCUAGAGAGGCUUGGGCCUCUUCUCGCCAGCCCCCCUCCCCAACCCAUUAAGCGCAAUGUCCCCCAUAGGGCAUCUGCGGCUCCCUCCACCCUUAAAUUGCUAAGCCCCAUCCCGACAGAUGCCACAGUCUUGGAGAGGAAAAUAAAAACUUCUCCAGGUGGUUUCAAAAUAUCCGAGUGGCUCUAACCUUGUUGUUUUCUUUUCCUUGCUUUCAAAUGUAUCAGACCCGGGGGGCAGGGUCCUGCUCCUACUUGACUCAAUAAAAAAGUAGCAUCAACUA
This is a messenger RNA of Choloepus didactylus (southern two-toed sloth), 784 nucleotides long. RefSeq names its product cystatin-C-like. The transcript has 3 exons. Gene Ontology annotation, molecular function: cysteine-type endopeptidase inhibitor activity. The record is from RefSeq and is a predicted model, not a curated record. Lineage: Eukaryota; Metazoa; Chordata; Mammalia; Pilosa; Megalonychidae. The coding region runs from base 71 to 508 and encodes 145 amino acids.